AUGGCAAUCAGCGAGGGAGGACUCCUGACGGACGAGAUCCGCUGCAAAGUGUGGCCAAAGCUGCUCAGUGUUAACACGGAUGACCUGCCCCCUCUUCCAGCAGGGAAGGAGCUGCGAGAGGACAAUAAGGAUUACCAGCAAGUGUUACUGGACGUGCGGCGAUCCCUGCGCCGCUUCCCGCCAGGGAUGCCAGAUGACCAGAGGGAAGGAUUGCAGGAGGAGCUCAUCGAUAUCAUCCUCCACGUCCUGAAGCGCAACCCCCAGCUGCACUACUACCAGGGCUACCAUGACAUCGUGGUCACCUUCCUCCUGGUGGUGGGGGACAGGCUGGCCACAGCGCUGGUGGAAAAGCUCUCAACACAUCAUCUCAGGGAUUUUAUGGACCCAACGAUGGAUAAUACCAAGCACAUUUUAAAUUACCUGAUGCCCAUCAUAGACCAGGUGAACCCUGAGGUGCAUGACUUCAUGCAGAGUGCGGAGGUGGGAACCAUCUUUGCCCUCAGCUGGUUGAUCACCUGGUUUGGCCAUGUUUUGUCUGACUUCCGGCACGUGGUGCGAUUAUAUGACUUCUUCCUGGCUUGCCACCCGCUGAUGCCCAUUUAUUUUGCUGCUGUGAUCGUGCUGCACCGGGAGCAGGAAGUUCUGGACUGUGAGUGUGACAUGGCCUCUGUCCACCACCUCCUGUCCCAGAUCCCACAGGACCUUCCUUACGAGUCUCUGAUCAGCAAAGCUGGGGACCUUUUUGUCCAGUUCCCACCAUCUGAACUUGCCAAGGAGGCAGCUCAGCAGCAGGCUGAACGAACUGCGGCUUCCACGUUUAAGGACUUUGAGUUGGCAUCAGUGCAGCAGAGACCAGACACUGUGUUGAGGCAGCGCUUCAGGGAUCGGCUCCGAGGGGAGGAGCGGACAAAAUCCAUCUUGACAAAGCCCCGGACCAACCGCUUUGUCAAGCUGGCAGUGAUGGGGCUGACAGUGGCCCUGGGAGCAGCUGCCCUGGCCGUGGUGAAGAGUGCACUGGAGUGGGCACCCAAGUUUGAACUGCAGAUUUUCCCCUGA
This is a messenger RNA of Acanthisitta chloris (rifleman), 1056 nucleotides long. RefSeq names its product TBC1 domain family, member 20 (gene TBC1D20). The transcript is spliced from 7 exons. The record is from RefSeq and is a predicted model, not a curated record. Gene Ontology annotation, cellular component: endoplasmic reticulum membrane. Gene Ontology annotation, molecular function: GTPase activator activity. The coding region runs from base 1 to 1056 and encodes 351 amino acids. Gene Ontology annotation, biological process: endoplasmic reticulum to Golgi vesicle-mediated transport; positive regulation of GTPase activity. Lineage: Eukaryota; Metazoa; Chordata; Aves; Passeriformes; Acanthisittidae.